CUCCAGCCAUUGGUGUCUGUGUCAUUACUAACAGAGUCUUGUAAACACUCGUUAAUCACGUAAGGCCGCCGGCCUGGGGCUCCGCACGCCAGCCUGUGGCGGGUCUUCCCCGCCUCUGCUGCCUAGUGGGAAGGAGGUGGGAGGAAAGAAGGAAAAAGAGAGGAAGGGAGGAGGCAGGCCAAAGGGAAGGACCGCCUCAGAGGCAGAAGCGCCGCGAGGAGCCAGUGGAGCACUGCGCGGCUGGGGCGCAGCCACCCGAGGUUUCUCUUGCCCCCACACCCUUUCCCUAUCGCCCCUUCCACCCCCACCCCCGGCAACCUUCAGCGUUCCUCCCUAGGCAGUAUGGUGAGGUCUGCUCUCAGGCCCUCGCCACCAUGUACGUGAGCUACCUUCUGGACAAGGACGUGAGCAUGUACCCCAGCUCCGUGCGCCACUCUGGUGGCCUCAACCUGGCACCGCAGAACUUCGUCAGCCCCCCGCAGUACCCGGACUAUGGUGGUUACCACGUGGCGGCCGCGGCCGCUGCAGCCGCGAACUUGGACAGCGCUCAGUCCCCGGGGCCGUCCUGGCCGGCAGCAUACGGUGCCCCGCUACGAGAGGACUGGAACGGCUACGCGCCAGGAGGCGCAGCGGCUGCAGCUAACGCGGUUGCCCACGGCCUCAACGGGGGCUCCCCGGCCGCCGCUAUGGGCUACAGUAGCCCUGCCGACUACCACCCGCACCAUCACCCGCAUCACCACCCGCACCACCCUGCCGCCGCGCCUUCCUGCGCCUCGGGGUUGCUGCAGACGCUUAAUCCGGGCCCUCCCGGGCCCGCCGCCACAGCCGCUGCGGAGCAGCUGUCCCCGGGCGGCCAGCGGAGAAACCUGUGCGAGUGGAUGCGGAAGCCAGCGCAGCCGUCCCUCGGAAGCCAAGUGAAAACCAGGACGAAAGACAAAUACCGAGUGGUGUACACGGACCACCAGCGGCUGGAGCUGGAGAAGGAGUUUCACUACAGUCGCUACAUCACCAUUCGGAGGAAAGCCGAGCUGGCUGCCACACUGGGGCUCUCUGAGAGACAGGUUAAAAUUUGGUUUCAGAAUCGCAGAGCAAAGGAAAGGAAAAUCAACAAGAAGAAGUUACAGCAACAGCAGCAGCAGCAGCCCCAGCCGCCUCCCCAACAGCCUCCCCAGCCACAGCCGGGACCUCUGAGAAGUGUCCCGGAGCCCUUGAGUCCUGUGUCUUCCCUCCAAGGCUCAGUGCCUGGCCCUGUCCCUGGGGUUCUGGGGCCAGCUGGGGGGGUGUUAAACCCCACUGUCACCCAGUGACCCCAGUGGUCUGCGGUGGCCCCAGAGCAAUUCCAGGCUGAGCCAGGAGGCGCAUGGACUCCGCUAGCAUCCUCAGAAGAGACC
Messenger RNA from Marmota flaviventris (yellow-bellied marmot), 1391 nucleotides. RefSeq names its product caudal type homeobox 2 (gene Cdx2). The record is from RefSeq and is a predicted model, not a curated record. Gene Ontology annotation, molecular function: RNA polymerase II transcription regulatory region sequence-specific DNA binding; DNA-binding transcription factor activity, RNA polymerase II-specific. Gene Ontology annotation, cellular component: nucleus. Gene Ontology annotation, biological process: animal organ morphogenesis; regulation of transcription by RNA polymerase II; embryo development. Lineage: Eukaryota; Metazoa; Chordata; Mammalia; Rodentia; Sciuridae.